This is a messenger RNA of Naumovozyma castellii, 1245 nucleotides long. It is a transcript of the gene MSI1, whose product is annotated as Msi1p. The transcript has a single exon. The coding region runs from base 1 to 1245 and encodes 414 amino acids. The record is from RefSeq and is a predicted model, not a curated record. Lineage: Eukaryota; Fungi; Ascomycota; Saccharomycetes; Saccharomycetales; Saccharomycetaceae.
AUGUCAGCAAUUGAAGAAGAGCAUGUCCCACAGUCAUCAAUUCCAGAAGACUUGCAACAAAGAUACAGUAAUUGGAAGAAAAAUACAAGAUUGCUUUACGAUUACUUAAAUACAAACUCCAAAAAAUGGCCCUCUCUAACGUGCCAAUUCUUCCAUGAUUUGGAUACCACCUCAGAUACACAUAGAAUAUUACUCUCUGCAUUCACUUCUUCUCAAUUACCGGAGGAUGAAGCCAUUUACAUCGCUAAACUUUCCACUUUGAAACAUCUUGAAUGGGCAUCAAUAAAUAACUUUGAUAUGGACGAAAUGGAAUUUAAACCGGAAAAUAAUAUUAAAUUGCCUUCUAAAAAUUUAACUAAUGAUAUAUCCAUAAGAUUUCCCGAUGGUGACUGUAAUAUAGCAAGAUAUCUACCUCAAAACCCUGAUGUCAUCGCCGGUGCAUCUUCCCAUGGAUCCAUAUACAUAUUUGAUAGAACGAAACAUGGGUCUUUGAGAAUGAGACAAUCGAAAAACUUAAAACCUUACGAGGCAGCACUAUAUUGUCCGCCAAAGGGAAUUGAAAACGUGGAGAAUACAAAUGAGGCUACAUCGAUAUCGUGGAAUUUACAAAGAGAAGGUUUAUUGGCAUCCUGUUACUCAUCUGGACAGAUACAGUUAUGGGAUUUGAAAAAAUAUUCAAAUUCUAAACUGGAAAUGGAUACCCCAUUGUUAAAUGUCGAUUUUGAUGCACUGGGUGUCAACGACGUUAAUUGGCAUCCUAGCCAUGAUUCAAUAUUGGCUGCAUCUGGAGAAAGUAAUAUUAUAGGACUCUUUGAUAAUAGAUUAGGUACGGAAAUACUGAGGUCUAACGAGAAAAUGCACAAUGGUGGAAUCAAUUCUUGUAAAUUUAACUCUCAUUGCGAUUCCUUACUAAUCUCUGGUGAUUCAGAAGGUAGAAUUAAUCUCUGGGAUUUAAGAAAAUUGGAUGGGGAACCCAUAAAAACGUUACACCAUGGAUCCUCUAUUUCGACGUUAGAAUGGAACCCAAACUUGGAAACAAUCGUGGCAAGUGCAGGCCAAGAUGAUGGGUUAGUGAAGCUGUGGGACGUGUCCACUGACGAAUUAGUAUUCACUCAUGGUGGCCAUAUGUUAGGUGUGAAUGAUAUUUCUUGGAAUUUACAUGAUACAUGGUUAAUGUGUAGUGUGUCCAACGAUAAUUCAGUACAGGUAUGGAAACCCGCUCAUAAUUUAGUGGAACAAGUAUAA